Messenger RNA from Colletotrichum aenigma, 1296 nucleotides. It is a transcript of the gene atA-3, whose product is annotated as 6-methylsalicylic acid decarboxylase atA. The transcript has 2 exons. Gene Ontology annotation, molecular function: FAD binding; monooxygenase activity. The record is from RefSeq and is a predicted model, not a curated record. Lineage: Eukaryota; Fungi; Ascomycota; Sordariomycetes; Glomerellales; Glomerellaceae. Bases 1 to 1296 code for a protein of 431 amino acids.
AUGAACACCAUCAAGAAGGACGGAGUCGCCAUCAUUGGCGCAGGCCUUGGCGUGGGUCCCCUCUCACAUGGCACUAUCGAGUGUGCUACUGGUACUGCUCUCGCAUUGGCCCUCCACCAAAAGUCGAUCCCGUGUCGGGUCUACGAAGGAAGAAGCGCAGAUGCGGAUAUUCUCACCAGUGGUGUGGUUUUGACACCUAACGGAUGCCGCAUCCUCGACGACCUCGGCGUCUUGAGCCGAAUCAAGCCGAAAAGCUUCCUUUUCGAAGACAGUAUCACCAAAAACAGCGAAGAUAAGACUGUGGAUACAAUGAAGCUAGCGUCCAAGGAAGUGUACGGAUAUCCUGCCUAUCGUUUGUACCGUCUCGCCCUUCUGCAAGAGAUGAAGCAAAUGCUGGCCGAGCGUGAAGUCCCGAUAUACUUUGAUGCCAAGUUCGAGAAGAUCAUUAGCGAUUCUCCGGAAGGCGUCACCUUUCUGGCCGGCGGCAAGACGGAGAAAGCCGCCGCCGUCGUCGGAUCGGAUGGUAUUCACUCCACGCUGAGACGCUAUCUAACAGACCUCGUUCCUGUUUACACGGGUGUCUUUUGUGUGUACGGGCACAUCCCCACCAACUCUGUUGAAUGGCCCGACAAGGAGUUUUCCGCCUCUAGCUGCACAAUUCAAGGCAAGCCGGGCGGUCUUUUCAUGGUUCCUGAAGAAUCGGACGGCAGAACGCUCAUGGUAGGAACGCAAUUCCCGCAUCCCGAACAAGGCCGUGAGGGUUGGCAAGAUCUGGCAGCAAGCCCUGAGACCUUGGCUUCCCUGAUGCGAAAGGACUAUGAUCAAUGGCACGACACAGCAAGGCAAAUCAUUGAUCAGCUGUGCAAACGUCCAGAGGGCCUGUUGAGCUGGCCAUUCUACACGAUGCCCAGGCUGCCUAGUUGGUCUUCACAGUCGGGAAAUGUCAUCAUCGUCGGGGAUGCUGCUCAUGCAAUGCCGGCAUCGUCGGGACAAGGUGUGAAUCAGGCUUUGGAAGACGUCUACUCCCUGGCAAAGGUCCUAUCUGGAAGCUGGACCGUGGAAGAACGGCCCCGCGCGCUUGGUGCUUGGCAAUCCUGGCGACAGGCCAAGAUUGACAAGGUGCUCCAAAUGACGCGAGCAACGAAUUUGAAGAGAUCUCCCGAAGCCGAGAGGCAGAAGUCGACGAUCGCAGUGGAUGUGGAAAAGCCCGCCGUGGAUCGUAUGCGGUGGCUAUUUGAGUUGGGCUUGGACGAUUUAGAAGCAAAGCUUGCAGAUGUUGACAGACAUGACGCUUGA